AAGGUUGAGAGACGAUGAUUCAUCUUUCAGUUCCUUAUCUCUCGAAGAUCCAGAACGCACACCUUUAAAUACCCGCCCUCGCUUGGUUUUUCUUCUUUUUUCUUCUUACAUACACACACCCCUCCCUUCCCCUCUUUCAUUCGAAGACACGACCGACAGGCAAACAUGGCAGCAACUCAUAAAUGGAACUUUGGCGCCGGACCAGCGAUGAUCCCUCGUCCUGUGCUGGAGCGCGCACAGGCAGAGUUCCUCGACUACGAAAACUCUGGUCUUUCGCUUAUGGAACUCUCACACCGUUCGUCGACCUACGAGAACCUGAACAACAAAGCCCAGGACCAGCUUCGCGAGCUCCUUUCCAUCCCCUCAAACUACAAGAUCGUCUUCAUGCAGGGCGGUGGACACACCCAAUUCGCCGCUGCCGUCUAUAACCUUCUCGGCUGGCGUCACCACCAGAACAAAAAGGCCAACAAGGGACCGGAGAACUGGAGGGAGAUUCCUGUGGAUUACAUCAUUUCGGGAGCCUGGUCCGCCAAGGCUGCAGAGGAGGCCAAACGACUCGGCGCAAACGUUCGUGUGGUCUGCGAUGCCAAGAAGGCUCUGGGCGGCUACACGGGCAUCCCAGACGAGAGCACCUGGAAGACCUCCGACCCGCAGGGAGAGUUCCGAACCCAGGAUCGAGAUACGUCCAACACGCCCGCAUAUCUCUACUACUGCGACAACGAGACCGUCAACGGCGUCGAGUUCCCUUUCGUGCCCUCGAAGCACGACCCUUCAGUCCCACUCGUCUGUGAUAUGUCCUCGAACAUCCUCUCCCGCCCCGUCGACGUGUCGAAAUUCGGAGUCAUCUAUGCGGGCGCCCAGAAGAACAUCGGUCCUGCCGGUGUCUCGGUCGUGAUCGUCCGUGAGGACCUUUUGCAGACCAGCGAACUAGCCGACGGGGUUGCGCCCGUGCCGUUGAUGCUCGAUUACAAGACCAUGGUUAAGAACAACUCGCUCUACAACACCCCGCCCAUGUUCGCGAUCUACAUCUCCUCCCUCGUCUUUGACUGGCUCUUGGAUCCUCAGGCUCAACGUGUUCAGGAUGGACAGUACUUUUCGAAGGAACUCAAGGGUAUCGAAGCCGCUGCUGCAAGGAACGAGCGCAAGGCUGCAAAGCUCUACAAGGCCCUCGAGGACUCGAGGCUGUACAGGAUCGUCGUCAAGGAUGUCGCCGCACGAUCCAAGAUGAACGUGCCCUUCAGGAUAUCAAAGGCCCCCAAGAGCGAUCCUAAUGCGGUCCCCGAUAAGGCUGAGGACGAGAAGAUCGAGGCCGAUUUUGUUGCUCAGGCGGAGGCCAGAGGAUUAUUGCAGUUGGCGGGGCAUCGUUCCGUCGGUGGUAUUCGUGCGUCGAUUUAUAAUGCCAUGACGGAAGAGGGCGUCGAUGUCUUGAUCGCCUUCUUGAAGGAAUUUGAGCAGCAGCAUUAAACACACACACACAAAACACACAAAACACUCAUACCAUCUAUGCCAUUCCACAGAGAGACGCAUAUUCACACACACACACACACACAGACACACACUCAUAAAGAUAUACAGGCAAAAACAACUUUUUUUUUUUAUUUACCUCGAAAGCAAAAAUAAGCAUGUAAAAGGAUAAUAAAAUCGAUAUAAAUACAAGUGGGUUGAGAGCAAUGCUGUCCUCUAGACCUUCAGCGCGAAACUCUUUUUGUCCACAGGCA
Messenger RNA from Gamsiella multidivaricata, 1718 nucleotides. Its product is annotated as pyridoxal phosphate-dependent transferase. The record is from RefSeq and is a predicted model, not a curated record. The coding region runs from base 166 to 1464 and encodes 432 amino acids. The transcript has a single exon. Gene Ontology annotation, biological process: L-serine biosynthetic process. Lineage: Eukaryota; Fungi; Mortierellomycota; Mortierellomycetes; Mortierellales; Mortierellaceae. Gene Ontology annotation, cellular component: cytoplasm. Gene Ontology annotation, molecular function: O-phospho-L-serine:2-oxoglutarate transaminase activity; pyridoxal phosphate binding.